GGAUUAUGAUGCGAACCUAGCAGUGCCUCGUUUUCGUUGAUAAGUACACUGUUCUACCCACCUGGGGUGUUGUGUUAGCAGUAGUUUGACGUCGAGCGCAAGACUUGCAAGCAAAAUGCAGGUUGCGGCGCAAAAAGGAUUAGGACUCAGGCUUAACUGCACGACAGGGCGGAGGAGGACGCCGCUUACCGGCGUAUCCGAGUCGUGGUCAUGCAACGUUGAAGGGCGGUCUUGGAUCAAUGCACGACACGGCUUCUCCUGUCCUUCCUCCAUCUCCGCCUCCGCCUCCUGUUCCGUGCUUGCUCGGCGGCCGCUGGCGCCGGUCCAUUGCGCCUCCUCCGACAUUCCCACCAUUGAGCCCUCCACGCCCACUGACGUCCGGAUAUUCGAGAUCGGCGACGUGGUUGCGGGUGUCGUACAGUCCGUCAGGCCGUACGGCGCCCUCAUCGACCUGGGCGGCGUGACGGGUCUGCUGCACAUUAGCCAGAUCAGCAGCGAGCAUGUGCAAAGUCCUGAGGAGGUGUUUGCGGAGGGCGACAAGAUCAAGGUCAUGGUCCUCAGCCAUGACCGGAAGCGCGGCCGCGUGGGGCUGAGCACCAAGAAGCUGGAGCCCACGCCAGGUGACAUGCUGCGCAACCCGCAACUGGUGUACGAGAAGGCGGAGGAGAUGGCGGCCGCCUUUAUUUCCUCUGUAACGCGUGCCAGCAGCUCCGAGCCCAUUGAUGACCUCCCCAAGCUUGGCCGCGUGUACGAGGGUGUCGUACAGACUGUCAAGCCGUACGGCGCCUUCGUUGACCUGGGCAUAAUCGUGGGUCUGCUGCACGUGGAACAUAUCAGCUGCGAGAAGGUGCGCAGUCUUGAGGAGGUGUUUGCGAAGGGCGACAAGAUCAAGGUCAUGGUCCUCAGCCAGGAUCGGAAGCGCGGCCGCGUGACGCUGAGCACCAAGAAGCUGGAGCCCACGCCAGGUGACAUGCUGCGCAACCCGCAGCUGGUGUACGAGAAGGCGGAGGAGAUGGCGGCCGCCUUCAAGGAGCGACUGGAGCGUGUGUCCUCUUAAGUGACAGCGCAGGAACUAAGACGAUUGGACCAUUGAAUCGGACAUCCAGCUGGGGCAAGACGAUGUAGCCUUGAGGCCGAGGCUGCUGCAGCCACUGCCGGGUCAGCCCAGGGCGGGGAGACGCAGCAUACUUGCAGGGCCGAUUGGAAAGUCUUUAGAGCCCCUAGGCGUAUGGUGUAUAGGGUGUAGGGUCUGACGCGGGGACUGCGGAGCUGCGAGAGCUCCCGCCAUGUCCGGAAAUAAUGGGUGCACAUCAGAAGCGAUAGGGAGCCGGAAUAACCAAAUGUGAGACUGGACAGCCAUGUUUCUAGGAGUAAAAAAGGAG
Astrephomene gubernaculifera is the source of this 1382-nucleotide messenger RNA. The record is from the annotation of a GenBank genome assembly. NCBI's taxonomy places the organism in Eukaryota, Viridiplantae, Chlorophyta, Chlorophyceae, Chlamydomonadales, Astrephomenaceae.